AAUUAAUCUAGCCAUAUAGUAAAUUGUUACAUUACACCUUCAAUUAAUCUAGCCAUAUACUAUGGCAAUGAUUGGUGAUAGUGACAACAUAUUACUCAACAUUUCACCCGAUGAAGUAAAUGAUUUUCUAGGUGAGUAUACAUGGGAAGGUAAAUGGGAAAAUGUUAUAAUGAUUUAUUAUGCAUUUCCAGAACAAGCCCACAAAGCAAUUAUCUCUGAUUCAGCUGGCACUGCAUUGCAUGUAGCCAUUGAUUUAGACGAAGAAAUUGUUGUUAAAGAGCUUGUGAAUGCAAUUUUAACACAUAAUGUGGAAGUUAGUGAUGAAAGAGUUGAAGCAUUGGAAAUGGAGAAUGAACGUGGAGACACACCAUUGCAUUUUGCAGCAUCAAGAGGUUUUGCAAGAAUAUGUAAGUGUAUUAUUGGGAUUAACAAUGAGAGGAUAUAUUUGUUGAGUCGUAAAAAUAAGCAUGGUGAGACACCUCUUUUUCAAGCUGCUAUUAAUUGGAGAAAACAAACAUUUGCUUAUCUUGCUCAUAUUUCCAAAGAGAUAGUCACUUUGCAAGAUCUUGUAAGAGAAGAUGGUGACAGUAUUCUUCAUACCGCGAUUCGAGGAGAAUAUUUUGAUUUGGCUGUGAUAGUAGUACAUUACUAUGAUUUCCUAAGCACACAUCUGAACAAAGAAGAAUCAACUCCUCUCAAAGUCCUUGCCACUAGACCUUCAGCCUUCAAAAGUGCAAGCAACCUUUCAUGGUAUAAGCGAAUCCUAUACCACUGCAUACUCGUGGAACCACUGGAUCAUGAAAAAACAAUGAGAUCAAAUUUGAGAAAGAUGGAGGCUGGUUCAGAUUCUAACAAGAUGAAGUUACCAGAUAACUAUACCACUUUAUAUUAUUUCUUCUCUAUAGGGUUGAUGGCCACUCUAUUCGGAAAAAAGGUCUCAAAAAAGAAACAGCAUGAUACAGAAGAUCCAUCAAACGAUACAGAGAAAUAUCCGGUUGGAUUUUUGCCACCAAAUUAUGAAACCUUUCAUCAAUUUGUCAAGUCUGCAUAUGUACAUACUCUUGGCCUUUCAGGAGUAGAGUUAAAGGAUGUAAAGAUUGCAAAGAAGAAGCACCUAUGGAGUAGUCAGCUGUUGAAGGCAUUGAUGAAAAGACCUUAUGCAGCAUUCACGGGAAGUGGUGGUCGACCUUCUGAUAGGGAAAUUGAUUCUGACAUGUAUAAUGUUUUUCCCCAAUGGAAACAAGGUGCCAGUAGGUUUGAAGAAGAACAAGAACAAGAACCAGAGCAAGAUGUCGUAAAGGAAAUAACAUCAAGUCCAAAUGAAAUAAAGAAGGAAAAUGAAAAGGAAAUCAAGAAAAAGAUGACACCAUUUUUGGUUGCAGCAAAAAAUGGAAUAGUUGAAAUGGUUAACGAAAUUCUAAUAAAAGUACCAAGUGCCAUUCAUAACACUACCUCAAGAAAAGAAAAUGUAUUGCUUGUUGCAGUCAAAUACAGGCAACCUCUUAUUGUUGAGACCUUGAGAAUGAUUAAGCAUUCAAAACCAGAACUUUGGAAUAAUUUGAUUCUUGCAAUGGAUGAGGAUGAGAAUACAGUAUUGCAUUUGGCAGCCGAGGCAUUAGGUGGUGAUAAACCUUGGCAGAUUGCUGGUUCUGCCUUGCAAAUGAUGUGGGAUAUAAAAUGGUUUCAGUACAUCAAAAGCCUUGUGCCACAACACUUCAUUUUCAGAAACAACAGCAGUGGCAAAACAUCAAGAGAAAUUUUCAAGAAAACACACAAAGGUCUUAUAAAAGACAGUAGCGAAUGGCUAAAAGACACAUCGGAAUCCUGCUCUGUUGUAUCUGCCCUUGUAGCUGGUGUUUCCUUUGCCACAGCAAGCGCUGUACCUGGCGGCACAACUGAUCAAGGUAGACCGGUAUUAGAAGGCAAGCCUGCAUUCGAUGUCUUUGCCAUUUCUUCACUUAUCGGUCUCUGCUUCUCCGUAACCGGACUCAUCAUGUUUCUUUCUAUUCUCACUUCUAGAAAACAAGCCAAAGAUUUUCGUCGCGAUUUGCCAUUGAAACUUCUUCUUGGGUUAAGUUCUCUUUUUGUGUCCAUUGCUUCAAUGUUUGUUUCAUUCUGCACUGGACAUUUUUUUCUGCUUAGCCAUAAUUUUAAGUCGGUUUUGUUCCCAAUUUACGCAGCAACUUGUUUGCCUGUGACUUUCUAUGCCGUUGCACAAUUUCCUCUUUACUUUGAUCUUAUUACGGCUAUUUUAACCAAGGUUCCAAUGGCAACCGAUAAAGGUGACAAUUUAUAAUUAAGUGCUUCCAUAUUGUGGUGUUGGAUAGAUUCAUAUGUAAUAUGUAAAGCUUUUGAUUUGAUAUUUUUUUCUUCUUGUGAUGGUUAUGUUUGUGUGGUCAUGGUUGUGUUGAAGUUGAGAAAUUUUUGUAUAAUUUCGAGAAUAAGUUUUGAUUGAAAUUUUUGUAUAAUAUAUUAUUUUUGUGUGUUUAAAGUGUAAUGCAUUUGUUACCGAGAGAUUGUAAUUGAUUUAA
This is a messenger RNA of Medicago truncatula (barrel medic), 2531 nucleotides long. RefSeq lists its product as uncharacterized. The transcript is spliced from 7 exons. The coding region runs from base 62 to 2296 and encodes 744 amino acids. NCBI's taxonomy places the organism in Eukaryota, Viridiplantae, Streptophyta, Magnoliopsida, Fabales, Fabaceae. Gene Ontology annotation, molecular function: protein binding. The record is from RefSeq and is a predicted model, not a curated record. Gene Ontology annotation, cellular component: membrane.